AUGGAUUCUAAAUUAUUUGAGCAUGAGUUUCAUUCAGAGACGAAUCAACUGCGUAAAGACAACAAGAACAUUUUCAAUCGUCUAAAGUCAAUCGAGGAAGAUGCUUCAUUUGUUAAUGAGAUCUUGGAAAUGUUUCCUACAUUGGCUGCAAUUGCCAAUGAACGUUGUGGAUCGUGGUAUAUUGACCGUUCCAAGCGAAAAGUCUAUUCAGCCUAUUUCAAAUCAACCGAUGGACACACUGGUCAAUGGGAUUUUAACCUGAGAAGAAACAACCUUAGCUUAAUCAGAACAAUUGCUACCCAUGGAGGGUGUGUGAUUGUUGAUUCUACUCGUCGUGGUAAGAGGAUCCCAGAUGCCUUGUCAAAGACCGUUCCUAUAUGGUGUGCUGUCAUCAACCGAGCACUGGCCAUCUAUCGUUCUCGUGCUAGUCUUCCUACUCUAGACAACUGGGACACUAGUUUCUACUCCUUGCCAUCAAUUGUUUCCAGAUCAGAGGAUUCGCAGAUUACAUCUAAACUUGACAUGUUUGCUGAACGUUUAUUGAGCUCAGGUGUAGACAUGCAACCCCUUGAGGGUCUUCUUCGAAAGCCGCUGAGACCACUUUGGUUCACUCCCCAAUCCUCAUUGUUUGCAAACGCACCUGAUUACGGAGAUGCAACAUUCUGGCCUGUGAUUUGCUUAAGUGCUUCGCAAGCAGUCGAGUCGGGAUGCCAAGCAAGAUCAGGUUAUCUCUAUGUUCAAGGUUCGGGUGACGACCAAGAAGCGUGGUGCUUGGGACUCACACACAGCCUUUUCUGGAAAAAUCGAGAGGACUUAUUGGAUGUCAGUAGUGCUGUAGAAUGUGAAGACAAGGUGCGAGCCUUGGUAAAAAGCUCAAAAGGACAUAUUGAAGAGGAUGAAGAAGGAGACCAAAAGUACCAUUAUAUUUCAAACACUGGUAUUGCAGUUGGUACUCGGACCAGUGGCAAACCUCCAAUGUGCUGGAAAGAGUUUGACGUCGUAGUGAAUUGUACAACUCUUGAAUAUAACGAAAACAAGCUUGAAGAACACAAACACCAAUACAUACAAUUACCGAUCCCGGAAGGAAAGAAAGGUCAACAGGCUUUGUUUGAUCAUAUUGGGAUUGCACUUGCAUUUGUGCGGCAGCCAUUGCUGGAGAAGCGCAGAGUUUUGGUGCAUUGUGCAAAAGGACAAGACCGGUCAGUAGGGAUUGCAUUGGCUAUUCUUGUAAAAUAUUUUGACCAGAAAGGUGUAUUCCAACCCGAGGGAGUCGGUCGUGUGGAUAAACAAGUGAUACAGCACCACCUACUUUCUAUUAUUUCUAGCCGUCCAAAGGCAUCUCCUUCAAGAGCUACGCUGAAGAAGAUCAAUACUUAUUUUAUGAGCAGCUCUUCUACUGCACAUGACUAA
This is a messenger RNA of Phycomyces blakesleeanus NRRL 1555(-), 1410 nucleotides long. RefSeq lists its product as hypothetical. Bases 1 to 1410 code for a protein of 469 amino acids. Gene Ontology annotation, biological process: charged-tRNA amino acid modification. Gene Ontology annotation, cellular component: cytoplasm. The record is from RefSeq and is a predicted model, not a curated record. The transcript has 11 exons. NCBI's taxonomy places the organism in Eukaryota, Fungi, Mucoromycota, Mucoromycetes, Mucorales, Phycomycetaceae. Gene Ontology annotation, molecular function: tRNA adenosine(64)-2'-O-ribosylphosphate transferase activity.